Messenger RNA from Anolis carolinensis (green anole), 4173 nucleotides. It is a transcript of the gene myo1g, whose product is annotated as myosin IG. Gene Ontology annotation, cellular component: myosin complex; cytoplasm; plasma membrane. The record is from RefSeq and is a predicted model, not a curated record. NCBI's taxonomy places the organism in Eukaryota, Metazoa, Chordata, Lepidosauria, Squamata, Anolidae. The coding region runs from base 710 to 3718 and encodes 1002 amino acids. The transcript has 24 exons. Gene Ontology annotation, biological process: vesicle transport along actin filament; actin filament organization. Gene Ontology annotation, molecular function: microfilament motor activity; actin filament binding; ATP binding.
CCUUCCUUGCAGAAGAGGGCUCUGUAAGGUUGACAGUUGGCCAAUGCCUGUCUUAGGACUACAACUGAAGAAGUCAAGCACAGCUUCGUAGUCAAACCAAGAUCAAGGAGGUUUUUGUCCUGCCAGAUCUGCUUAUUUCUUCUUGGCAAGCCUUCCAGCAUGGCCAGGUCUUCCUCGUGACCCGGAUCAUUCCUGCAGCGCUUGCAAGAGCAAGAACUGGGACGGUUUGAGGCCUCCCUCUGCUCCACUUCGGAGAGAGGUUAUAGAAAUCUCAGACAAGCCUGGCCCACUUUCUCAGCAUCGGUUGAAACGUGUUCAUCGUGUUCUUCAUGGUUGUUGGCACUAUUUGCCAUCCUGUUGACUUCAACUUAUGGUGAGACUAUGGGCAAGAAGAUGACAACUGGUGAAGGACAUAUGUUUUGUACCUCAAAAACUAGAGCUUAAUGGGAGGAAACUGGUGCCAUUUUUGUAAUUAGCACAUCGGAGAUACCCAAAAAAUAAGGCUGGCACCAAAAUGUGUGUCAGCCAGUGAUACAGAUUUGCACUGGAGGACCUGGAGAUUCCUAGAGAGGUAUUCCUAGAGAGUGUGUGUGACACCUGGCUCGCAUUAGACCAGGAUUCCAGCUCAGGAGGCAAAGGUCUCAAGGCGCCAGCGGAUGAGAUGGGAGUCUUCAAAGAGUUUCUGUUCUGCUUUCUUGUUUAAUAGAAUAUGUCUGCAAAUCUGUCUAAUGGUCUCAUGGCGACAUGCAGUAAAACCACCCUGAAGGAUUUCAGCUGUGUUUCAAGGUUUGAGAAGGGCCGCAUCUACACGUACAUUGGCGAGGUGGUGGUCUCGGUGAACCCCUACCGGGCCAUGGAGCUGUAUGGGAAGGAGGCCAUUGAGCACUACCGGGGCCGGGAGCAGUACGAGCGGCCACCCCACCUGUUCGCCCUGGCCGACGCCGCCUACAAGGCCAUGAAGCGCAGGGCCAAGGACACCUGCAUCGUCAUCUCAGGCGAAAGCGGGGCCGGGAAGACCGAAGCCAGCAAGUACAUCAUGCAAUACAUUGCGGCCAUCACGAACCCCACGCAGAGGGCAGAGGUCGAGAGGGUGAAGGAGGUGCUGCUGAAGUCCAACUGCGUCCUGGAGGCCUUCGGCAACGCCAAGACCAAGCGCAACGACAACUCCAGCCGCUUCGGGAAGUACAUGGACAUCGACUUCGACUUCAAGGGGGACCCCGCCGGGGGACACAUCCACAACUACCUCCUGGAAAAGUCCCGCGUCCUCAAGCAGCAGCCGGGAGAGAGAAACUUCCACGCCUUCUACCAGUUGCUUCUUGGGGCUCCAGAGGAUUUACUGGACUCUCUCCAUUUGAGCAACGAUCCCACGUUAUAUAGGUUCACCCAAGAAGGUGCAAAACAGAAUUCCUCGGGCAGCGACCAGGCCGACUUCCGUGCCGUGUCGGACGCCAUGGCGGUCAUUGGCUUCACUCCCGAAGAGACCGGCUCCGUCUACAAGAUCCUCGCUGCCAUCCUACUCUUGGGCAACGUCCACUUUGCCACCAACGGCGAGGAGAUGGAGGUGGGCAAUGCAGAGCUGGUGUCCUUCCUUGCGGAUCUGACCUCCACGGACUUUGAGAGCCUCUCGAACUCGCUCCUCUACCGGACAGUGGCCGCAGGGGGCGGAGAGGUCAUCCGGAAGGGCCACAGCAUCAACGAGGCCAACUAUGCCCGGGACGCUUGUGCCAAGGCCAUCUACGAGCGUCUGUUCUGCUGGAUCGUGUCCCGGAUCAACGCCGUGAUCGAGGUGAAAGGCUACGACCCCCGGAUCCACGGCAAGAACACGGUCAUCGGCGUCCUGGACAUCUACGGGUUUGAGAUCUUUGACAAGAACAGUUUUGAGCAGUUCUGCAUCAACUAUUGCAACGAGAAGCUGCAGCAGCUCUUCAUUGAGCUGAUCCUGCAGCAGGAGCAGGAGGAGUACCAGCGGGAAGGCAUCCAGUGGCAGCACAUCGACUACUUCGACAACCGGAUCAUUGUGGAGCUGGUGGAGGAGGCGCACAAGGGGGUGGUGGCCAUCCUGGACGAGGCCUGCUUGACCGCCGGCAGCGUCACCGACGGCCUCUUCCUGGCCUCCAUGGACACCCGCCUGGGCAAGCACCCCCACUACGCCAGCAGGAAGGUCAACCCAACGGAUAAGUCCCUGGAGUUUGGGCGCGAUUUCCGCAUCAAGCACUACGCUGGAGAUGUCACGUAUUCCGUGGAAGGGUUUUUGGACAAGAACAAGGACACCCUCUUCCAGGAUUUCAAGCGAUUGAUGUAUAACAGUGCGGACCCCGUCCUACAGCAGAUGUGGCCGGAGGGCAAGCAGAGCAUCCACGAAGUGACCAAGAGGCCGCUGACCGCUGCCAGUCUCUUCAAGAAUUCCAUUGUCGCCUUGGUGGAAAAUCUGGCUUCCAAGGAGCCUUUCUACGUCCGGUGCAUCAAGCCCAACGACCAGAAGUCCCCCGACGUCUUCGACGAGGAGCGCUGCCGCCAUCAAGUCGCCUACUUGGGUCUGCUGGAGAACGUCCGCGUCCGGAGAGCCGGGUUCGCCUACCGGCAGCCCUACGACCGCUUCCUGCUCAGGUACAAGAUGACCUGCGAGUACACCUGGCCGCAGCACCUGAUGUCCACGGACCGGGAGGCCACGCAGGUGCUGAUGGAGCAGCACGGCUUCCAGGAGGACGUUGCCUACGGCCACACCAAGCUCUUCAUCCGCACGCCCCGGACCCUCUUCUCCCUGGAGCAGGAGCGGGCCCAGCUCAUCCCCAUCAUCGUCCUGCUCCUCCAAAAGGCUUGGCGUGGAGCCCUGGCCCGGCGGCGCUGCCGGGCCUUGCGCGCUGUCUACACCAUCAUGGCUUACUUCAAGCGCCACAAGGUGAAGGCCUACCUGCGGGAGCUGGUGCACCGCUUCCAGGACGUGCGCCAGGCGGCCGACUAUGGGAAGGGGGUGGAGUGGCCAGAGCCGCCUGCCGUCCUCGCCUCCUUCCAGGAAAGCAGCAAGCGCAUCUUCCGCAGGUGGCGAGCGCGGCAGAUCGUCCGGAACAUCCCUCCGUCCGACAUGGAGCAGAUCAAGGCCAAGGUGGCCGCUUUGGACGUCCUGCAAGGCCUGCGGAAGGACUGGGGCUGCCGGCGGAACUGGUGCCGGAAUUACCUGGCCUUGGAGGACGAAAACCCCGUCCUGGCCACCCAGUUCUCCAAAAGGCUCGCGGCUCUGCAGGACAAGUCCCGCUUCCGCUCGGUGCUGUUCUCGUGCCACGUCCGGAAGAUCAACCGCUGUAACAAGGCCUCGGACCGGGCCCUCCUCGUCACAGAUCAGAACCUCUACAAGUUGGACCCCAAGAAGCAGUACAAGGUCAUGCGGUCCGUCCCGCUCAGCAUGGUGACCGGUCUGAGCGUGACCAGCGGCCUGGACCAGUUGGUGGUCUUCCACACGCAGAACCGCGACGGCCUGGUGGUCUGCCUCCACAAAACGCAACCGGACGGCGACAACCGGGUCGGAGAACUCGUCGGCGUCUUGGUGGAGCACUUCCGAAGGGCCCAUCGUCCCCUGGGCGUCCAGGUCUCGGACUGCAUCCCGGCCAGCCUUGGAGGCCGCAAGAGGCUGAUCUCGGCGGAAGCUCGGUACGGACCGGAGGCUUUGCCGGACUUCGCCAAGAGCCGAGACGGCUUUGUGCUCCACUUCCCGCAGAGAUGAGCCCGGACUUUGCAUUACUUUUCUCAAUUUUCUUGCAAAAAACCAUCAAUGGGUUCCACCUUCGCUGCAGGACAAAUGCAGCUGGACUAUAUUUCCAUCAAUGCUCGCUAUAGAAUCCUGGGAAUAGUCAUUCCCAUGGUUCCGUAGCUCUGAGCCUUGGCAGUUCAAUUGAGUUUUAAACCGCUCUAAUUCCACAGUGUAGACCCGGCCCCAUGUGAGAUUUUGGAUCAGUGACGAUUGUUAAUAUAAUUAGACGUUAGAGGAUAACUUAUGAGUAAGAGGAUUGACUAGGAAGUGGCUGUGACUUGGGGAGGGAGGGCGGAUGGGAAAAAGAUUGUCAUAUUGUGAUAUAUUGUGGUAUUGUAUAUAUUGGAGAAAUUAAAUAAAAAAUAUAUAAACUAGAAAGAACAUAUUGUGCAGUGUUCCAGCAGAAAUGUUUUGCGUGUGUAUAUGUG